This is a messenger RNA of Tachysurus vachellii, 5335 nucleotides long. It is a transcript of the gene ttbk2b, whose product is annotated as tau tubulin kinase 2b. Bases 271 to 3051 code for a protein of 926 amino acids. The record is from RefSeq and is a predicted model, not a curated record. The transcript is spliced from 15 exons. Gene Ontology annotation, biological process: peptidyl-serine phosphorylation; signal transduction; cilium assembly. Gene Ontology annotation, cellular component: cytoplasm; nucleus; ciliary basal body. Gene Ontology annotation, molecular function: protein serine/threonine kinase activity; ATP binding. NCBI's taxonomy places the organism in Eukaryota, Metazoa, Chordata, Actinopteri, Siluriformes, Bagridae.
CUUUAGCGACGCUGCGAAACGCCGUCAAGACACGUUUAGUAUUCUUUUGUUUUUAUUUUCCCCCCGCAUAUUCUUUUUAUAUUUAAUUACUUUGUGCAAUUACCAUGCCACCUUUAUCGAGUCGCCACGGCAUGUGGACGCCUUAAUAAUGUUUUCAAGCGGUACCUCGGGCUCGGAUUGCGGCAGCUGCAGAUGAAGUGAGAAGCCUGUGUCACUGAUGCCGGAUGCUGAUCGCCUCUGGCUGUGCUCAGUCCGUGAGUGAGCACUAAGAUGAGCGGAACAGGAGAGCAGGCCGACAUACUGUCGGUGGGGAAUGUGGUCCGAGACCGAUGGAGGGUGAUCAAGAAGAUUGGUGGUGGAGGCUUUGGAGAGAUCUAUGAAGUUCUGGACCAGCUGAACCAGUGCAACGUGGCUCUUAAAGUGGAGUCAGCUCAGCAACCCAAACAGGUCUUAAAGAUGGAGGUGGCUGUUCUGAAGAGGCUCCAGGGUAAGGACCACGUCUGCCGCUUCGUCGGUUGUGGACGUAACGAUCGGUUCAACUACGUAGUGAUGGAGCUUCAGGGAAGAAACCUGGCCGAUCUUCGGCGCACGAUGAGCCACGGGACAUUUUCGCUGUCCACCACUCUCAGGCUCGGGCGACAGAUUCUGGAGGCUAUCGAGAGCAUCCACUCAGUAGGCUUCCUGCACAGAGACAUCAAACCGUCCAACUUUGCUAUGGGACGACUGAAGACUACUUGCCGAACGUGCUACAUGCUGGACUUCGGCUUGGCACGGCAGUUUACAAACUCCUGUCAGGAAGUCCGUCCGCCUCGUCCGGUGGCAGGAUUCAGGGGGACCGUGCGCUAUGCCUCAAUCAAUGCUCACAAGAACAAGGAAAUGGGGCGUCAUGAUGACCUGUGGUCUCUCUUUUACAUGCUUGUGGAGUUUAUGGUGGGUCAGCUUCCCUGGAGAAAAGUCAAGGACAAAGAGCAAGUGGGGAACCUGAAGGAGACCUACGACCAUCAUCUCAUGCUUAAACAUCUUCCUGUAGAGUUUAGCGUUUUUCUCGACCACAUCUCGGGCCUGGACUACUACACUAAACCAGACUAUCAGCUCCUGAUGUCCGUGUUCGAGAACAGCAUGAAGAUUUAUAAUGUCUUGGAGAACGAUCCGUACGACUGGGAGAGGAGUGACUCAGAGGAGUCGCUUACAGUCGCUGCUUUAGGGACCACUGGCCAGCAGCUGACUCGACUCACACCAGCGUACUUGGGCAUGGCCAACGCCUCUGUGAUACCGGGUGACAUGCAGCGUGAAAACACAGAGGAUGUCCUUCAGGGCGAGCGGCUCAGCGAAGCAGACAAUUGCCCGCCGAUCCUGCCUCAGCACGCUCACGGAGCUGACGUAUGGGAGGAGAUGGAACGUAGCCGAGAACGCAACCGCAAUCACGUUCAACCGCAGAUUCGAAAGGUGGCCAGCGAAGAUGAGAGGAAUAAAGAGGGCAAUCAGAGCCCCAGCAGCGGCUCGGCGCAGGCCUCUCCGAGGCGGGUCCACUCCGAGACCUUACUCAUCGACCGCAUGGCUCCGCUAUUGAGGAGGAUGCGUCACAGUCACAGCAUGGGUCUGGAUAAGAGACUGACUCCUGAACCCAAACCUACUAUUGAACGAUUCCUGGAAGCCUACUUGGGUAAGCAGCGACCGGUCAUACCACAGGACAGGAUUGGGUGUCGUCCUGAGCAGGGUUCUUUAGAGGACGAGGAGGGGGCAGCCAGCAGCGGUUAUGUAGCAGUGAACCUCAGCCCAGUCCCACAGGAGGGAGACUCUCAAGAGUGGGUGCUGGUUGAGCUGGAAGGAGGAAGCGGAUCAGCAUGCUCGAAGCCUGACGAGGAGGAGCGCUCCACCAGCCCCCUGGCUCUGCCUCGCACCUGGUCUGAUCCCCUACCUCGGCGAGCCAGCAGCCUCAGUGGCUCCGGAGAACUCCAAACUGCUCUCUGUCACACCGUACCUCCGUUUACUCGCCUCCCCGGACUGCCAGGUCUAACAGGGAUUUCUGGCAUCACGGGGCUGAGGAGGCUGCCUACUAUUCAGCCAGCAUCUAUUGUGCACAUUAACAGAAGUCAGCUAGAGCAGUUAUCCAGCACCUUACCAAAAUCUAUCCACCUUCAACAAAAGGGUGAAAGUGAUCCAGUUCAGGACUCUCCAACACUCCCUGCGGAAGACGACUCCAAUCAUCCCCCAGCUGAUUCCCCACCCAAAACCUCCUCCCAACCUCCUGCCCCAGCAAAUGACCAUCUGAGCCUUGCCAAACCAACCGAGAAAGACUUAGAGAGUGACUCGGGUUGUCCCGAUGUCGGCCCUUCUACGACUCCGAACCAUGGCGAGACCACUGGAGACACGGUCGACGCAGGCCCCGCCUCCCCGGUCCCGGCGUCUCCUCGGGAAUUGUCCCCGCGGGCCAGCCGCAUUCCUGUGCGUGACCCCGACUCCCCCACUAGGAGGAGUUUUGCCCCCCUAUCACCAUCCCUCUCUUUAUCAUGUGAGCACUUCCCAUCAGCUCUGCUACGUGACAAGUUCUCCUUCCCCUCAGAGCGAGGUUCUCGUGCGUCUGACUUCCAGGGUGAUGAUCUGCUCUCGCUCUCCUCCUCCUCUAGCCCACUGUCCAGCAGGAGCAAGAUCCCCAGGCCCAUAAGUCCCACGUUGGUUCCAGACCAGUUCUCUGCUCGCUUCAUGCCACGUCCACCUCCCGGAAAACCACCCCUCCGCCCAGGGGGAGAAAACAGGCGCAGACGUUACCGUAUCCGUGCCAGCAGCACCAGCGAUACGGAUCUCCUCGACAACCUCUCCCAGCUGAUGCAGGAGAGAGGGGGCGUGGCCGUAUCCCGCUACCAGCGUACCACUUCCUCCAUACAGCGCUCCUUAAGCUCCUCCCCAUCUCGCUUCGAGGGAUGUCACGGCAUUUUAGGCUCGCCACCGUCACGGAUGUGCGAGGUACGAGUCAAACGCGGCGUCGGUUAUUGUGCCGGAGGCAGAGCAGGAAGCCCUGAGAGCAAAAUCACUAAUAAGGUGAACAAAUGAAUGAUGAAAAGUCUUACGAGACAAUUUGACGGACCAAUGAUGAUUUCAUGGAUUUUAAAGGACUCAGUUAAUCAAGAUCCGCUUUUAAAACGGUAAUAAUGAGGUUGGAAAAAAACGAACGGAUAGAAGUGCGAAAAAGUGCGUGGCACGAAAGAAAACGCCAAACGGAAAAGAAAAAAAAGCCCAACAGUGUUGGUUAAAAUUACUUGAAAGCAUUGUAUAUAAACCAUUUGUUCAUACCUCUGACAUUCCCAUACCGCACUCCACUUCUGACAUUCGACUUUUCUUAUUCGUUCGCUCUCCAUCUCAUGUACCCUCCUGUGGAAACGUACAAGCUCGAGGAUUUACGUUCAGAUUCCCUGAGGAAAUGUUCGGUGUUUACUCCCUUCAUCGUGCACGACAUGGCUAUCAGAUACAGAAACUCUAUAGCUACCUGUUUAGCUUUGUACAAUAGCAUCUCCAUAGCUAAUCAGUCACACGCCGGUCUCCGUUCAGUCACCGCAGAGAGAUUAUGCAAAUCACAGACUCAUCAGAAACAUCACAUGAUCGAUAUAUUAUACGACAUUAUAUUAUAUUAUUAUGAAAUACAGCAUACGAUAUCAUGGUCAACUCUGGCUUCAGGCUUUGGGUCACAUUUACAAACUGAGUGACACCAAAAUAAAGAAAAAAAAAGAGCUCUGUGAGGGAGUUUUCAGCUCCUAGACCUAAUAAGGAGUGAAAAUGUGAGCUAAUAGCUAGUUUAAUAGCUAAUUUAACAUCCAGCCACCAACGUGCGCUUCCUCUGAGACACGUGAGGCUACAGGAUCUUGGAUCAACCGGUCGUUUUCUCUCCUCUCGUCUCUCCCGUUAUACCCACAGUCUAGAAAUUUUCCUUUCUUUUUGUGGCAUUCGGGAGCAACACGGCCGGUCGUUUUCUUUUAGCUACAAAACACACACCUUAUGCAAAUAGCUUCUGUUUUAUUUUCAAACUGUUUGGUAUACAAACAUUUACUGUAGGUGUGACUGUGACACAGUCCUCACCGGUACAUGUUUAGCUAGAUUAAAAAAAAGAAAUCACAGAAACCUAGUUGUAAAUAACAAACAAACAAAUAAAAAAUGCUACGUCACUACAAGACAGCUGUGACUAGCGAAGACCUGCGUUUUCACAGGAGUGUAUCAUAGACAGUACACUACAUGUAUAGGGUGCCAAUAUAUUUCUAUCGUUUUUACGUCGUCGCUUGUUGAUGUGUCAUUUUACUCCAAUGUUUCAGACAUGUACUUGAAAUCAAUUUUUUUAUAUUUAAAACUGUGGAAUAAACAUAGUAUUUUAUUUUUAUUGUUUAAAAAACAUUUGCAAACACAUUUACAUGAUUUUGUUUUACAUCAAUUCUUCCUGUUAUAUAUUUUUUUUUACCAUUUUCUUUUAUUUGUCUCUCGCUCUACCCAUCGUUCUUUCUGUGUGUGUAUAUAUAUAUAUAAACUAACAUUGUAUGUAUAGUCACAUAUGUUACAAGCAAGCAUGUGUAUAUAUGUAUUUCAGGGAAUGUACGUACUGUAAACUACGUUAUAUCUCAUAGAAUGUAUUUAUUUAUUUAUUAGACGUGUUAAAAUGACAAUGUAGCCCAGCUCUUCGUUAUCUGAGAGGGUUUUUAAUCUUUCCGCCCGCUCUUCAGAACGAAAGCUCUCGCCGGUUAAUACGUCCGUACGGUGGAUCAGCACUGUGGAGAGAAGCUGUCGCUGUAGCACUCUGAUGUUAUGAACUAAAAUCAGUGCGAUAAAAUCGAUUCCCAAAAAAAAAAAAAACAAGCUGUAUGUUAUUAUUAAUGCUCGAAUGAUGUGUGUAUUUUGCAUUGUACUGAAACGUGUCCGGAUGGUGAACGAGCGCUGCAGAGGUGCAUGACAGAUGGAUUUCAUUAUUACAAAUAAGAUCAAAUCAGGAUUGUUUAAAAAAAACUCAUGUGGUCUCGUUCACAUCGGUGUAACGCGUUCAUCCUGCUGUAGCUGUGUGUGCUGUGGAGUCAGGCUUAGCGCUUUUCUUCUCGAUCUCUCAAAGUACGUAUUUGCUUUAUUUCCAUCAGUAGAGCCCAGCUAUAUAUAUGAUAUGAUAUAUAUGAUAUGAUAUAAUAACACAGCUUACCGUUUAAACAAUGUACAGAAUCCCAUGUGUAUAUAGAUAUAAAUACGAUUAAAAAAGCUUCAUGCUUCAUGUAAUGUAUUUUGCUAACAAACAUCAUUGUUACCAAGAAAGGUCACUACAUUGGAAUGUAAAUGUAUUCAUAUAAACAUAAUAAAUACUGACGUGCAA